Molecule: messenger RNA, 678 nt
Organism: Helobdella robusta
Lineage: Eukaryota; Metazoa; Annelida; Clitellata; Rhynchobdellida; Glossiphoniidae
Exons: 1
Coding region: 1-678 (225 amino acids)
Biological process (GO): G protein-coupled receptor signaling pathway
Cellular component (GO): membrane
Molecular function (GO): G protein-coupled receptor activity
Source: RefSeq, a predicted model, not a curated record
AUGAACAGAGUGUUCUGUUUAUUAUUUGGAAGUGAGGCCAUCAUGUGGGUCGGUGUCAAUGCUUCAGUUUUCAAUUUGGUGUUCAUCGCUAUUGAAAGGUUCAUUGUGACACGGUUUUCACUGUGGCAUCGAAAUCAUUACAAACCUUGGUUCGGUUACGCUAUCGUCGUUUUUAUAUGGUUAGAUGGCUUAAUAACGAAUGUGCCAACGACAUAUGUUUCAGCAGAUUUCUCGGAUUACACCUGCAGUCCGUUCACGAUGUGGCCUACAAAAGCUGCCGGUACGGCGUUCAUAUCCUACUACAUCCUGUCCGUAUACGUCAUUCCAUUAAUUGUUUUUGUGUUUUGUUACACCAACAUCAUUCUCGUUGUCAGGGGAAACUCGAAAAUACAUGCGACGUCAGGUCAAACUGGUCACAGUGAUACUAAUCAUAAUGAUAAGAACCAGAUAAACAUUAUGAAGACGAUGAUGAUCAUAACUGUUACUUUCACGGUUCUCUGGUUGCCGUCAGAGUUGUAUUUCAUCAUGAUUAACGCCGAAUGCUGUGGUUUUAGUAUUUUAACUAAAGAGUGGAAUUUAUUUUUAUUGUUUGGAUUUUCAACUAGCUGCAUUAAUCCUUUUAUAUAUGGCGUUAGGACUGGAAAUUUUAAAUCUUUCAUUAAGACUUUCAAGAAAUAA